CUUGGUAAUGGAGGACUCUGAAGACCCGCGCAAGCGUCAGAUUACGGUGCUGGCUCAGGAUGCCGUCAUUGCUUUGGAAAAGUGCCUCCAAGUCUCUGGCUCAUUCUCCCACUUGGCUGAAGCUCAGCUCGCGCGCUUCAAUCUGUGGGUCACCAAUAUAGGUGUUUUCGCUAAGUAUAAAGCGUCUUUGGAGUUUCGUCUAAGAGACAGCCCAGAUGUGCAGAAAAUUAUCAUCAACUUGCUCGAGGUUUUGGCUCUAUAUGCCGGUCAGGGUGCGUGAUCAAGCCAUAGUAUCCCCUAUGUUGUCUCGAUUUGAGGAGUGACUCAAGUUGAUAUGUGCACAGCUCUUCGAACCGAAUUGGAAGUGUCUAGCUCCAACAUUGCUGAAGCAACACACUCGGAGUUAUCAACUCAGGAUGAGGUCACAACUCCUGGACGCGACAGCAGUAGCACAACGCCUUGCCAGCAAGACUUUCAAAUCCAACCUCUGAAAGAUCUGUCAAGCGUGCCGGCAUAUCAAGCUGUAGAAGAUACCAUCACUCGUCUUCAUCACCUUUCAACCGCGAUACGUAAUGCUGGAAUUAGAAACCCUUAUUCGCGGAUCACUCGUUUGAUUAUCCUUGACGAAGAUGGAAACGAUAUCAACCGAGCCUUUGAGUACUUCAUAUCCCAGGUUUUGAAGCUCCGACACUCUCGCUUGUCGGAUGUCUUGCAAUGCCGAAUUGCGGAUGCUAUCUGCUUUCGACGACGUCGGUUUCUUUACAACAAGCCGUCGGCACAGAUGUAUCACGGUCCCUUCGUCGCUCCGUCUCUUCCAAGUGGCCGUGGAGUUCACCAUAUACCCACCCCACCAGCCAGCCGGAAGCGACCCUCGAUGCCAGAUGCUCCCCUUCCUCCGCCAGUGCAAGCCCCUACGACUCGAACGGCGUCUACCUUUUAUCCGCAACGGUUCCAAUACCCACGGCAAUCCGAACCGUCUGUGGUGUCUACGGCAACACCAAGCUCUCACAUUCCGCAAAUGAGUGAACAUAUUCCCAAGCCCCCGUCAGUAGCUUCCGGACAGAAAGAGGCGCAAUGCCCAUUCUGCCCUUUUGUCAUCAACAUCAAGUAUCUGACUGGCACUCGAUGGAUGAAACAUUUUCAAGAUGACCUAGAACCGUACAUUUGUCUCUUCGAGGACUGCACGAGCCCUCGCGAGCUGUUCUCCUCGGUUGAGCAAUGGCUGGCGCACAUGAAAGUUCACCCAGCACCAUCGACAGAAUGGAUCUGCUCAAUGCGCCAUGCAUCGUCAGAUCAGACAGUGAUGAAGAGUGCCGAGGAAUUUGCGCAUCAUGUCAGAGACCUGCAUUCUGGACGUUUUACUGAUAUGCAGAUCAAGAAACUUCAACUCCGAGCCGCGCGACCUGGUCCCAUGUUUUCCAGUUGUCCUUUCUGUGACUGGUCAGAACACCCAGACACCGAAAAGCGAAAGGUCUCUGAUGGUCCGACACCCAUCGAAGAACACAUUGCCGACCACUUGUUCGACUUGGCGCUCUUGUCGCUUCCGCCGAUGCAGGUUAACGAGAGUACCGACGAAGACGUAAGGGAUAGCUUGGCAAACGUAUCAAUCAUUAGUGGCAAUCGACCAAGCCACAGCGCCCAAUCGCAGAAUUUAUCAGGAUUUGAAUUUCGCAGCUAUCGGAGCCCCUCACCCGACAGUGGAGCUAUUCAUACAUCUAGGCAUAGUCACAUCUCUCCUGUUCCAAGCGUUGAUGCUCUCAGCUAUCAACCCGAUUCGCCUCCUCGACAUAGUCCAAGCCCCUUUGACCAGAGUCCGAGACGUCUUCCCACAAGCGACAUUCCAAACCCUGAAAGUCUUUUCAGGUGCAGAUGGCAGGAUUGCAAUUUCUCCUGCACAUUGGGAUCUCAGGGUACCCUGCUCGAACACAUAAAAGACGACCAUGUCGCACACAUUGGACUCCGCUGUCCGUCAGAAGAAUGUAGUUCGUCGUACAGUCUGCAAGAAGAUCUGAUCCACCAUAUCAAAGUCACUCAUUGUGGGAUAAUCGCGAAUACGCCCGAAGUCAGUGCACUCGAAAUAUUCGAGGAGCUGGAACAAAAAGCUCUGGCAACAUCGGGGCAACCGCUCUUAUGCAAGUGGGAAGAUUGCCCAGAGAGCGAGGAUUUCUUUUCAUCGCACGCAUUGAUUUUCCACAUCGACCGUUAUCACAUCGUGCCCGAGAAAGGUGGCCGUUCUGCGAGAUUUCAAAAUUUGGACCUGUUAUUCAAAACUGCCGCCAAAGGUUCCGCUCAUUUCAACGCAUUCUCUAAUGACCAUCCCCAAAUCGAACUCCCGGGGAGGGAGGGUCCGAUAGAAGACUUGCCGGAAGAGUCGGAAAUGAUCAAAUGCAUCUGCGACUUCAGCCACGACGACGGCCAGACGAUUUUCUGCGAAAAAUGCAAUACAUGGCAACACAUCGUGUGCUAUUACGACGAUAUGCAAUCUCCCGAGGAACAUCUGUGCGCAGACUGCCAGCCCCGUUUUCUCCAAGUCCAGCACGCACGGGCUCUGCAAGAAGCUCAACUGGAGGCGGCAUCGGCAGAAAAUUGGCGUGAAGGAAACCAGAAUCGAAAGGCACGAAAGCGCCGCAAGAGAAAAGAUCGUGAUCUCGGCGAGGAAGGUAACGACUCCAGGGCUGCUUCAAGCCCCCUCCCCCGACGGAGCGAGCUUGGUGCUGAAGGGGAUCUAUUUCUCCCAAAACGCAGACGUCAGGUACCCUCAGCUCCUCUUCCUAUGGCUACUGGCAUCUCGGAGAGAAACCCACCAUGCAAGAAACCUCCCCGUAGCGAGCAACAAGAGCUGUAAAGCGAGACAAGGCUAAGCAUAAUCCGGCAUUUGAGCGGGGGCGGAAGCAGUUCUGAAAAAACUACUUUACAGCCGAAAGGGCUCUCAGUUCAUCGAGUGAUGAUCAAACUUAUGAUAUUGCGACUGCACUCAGACUUCUGACCAAGACCGUCUAUAUCUCAAGUGGCGUGCUAGUUGC
Molecule: messenger RNA, 3023 nt
Organism: Aspergillus uvarum CBS 121591
Lineage: Eukaryota; Fungi; Ascomycota; Eurotiomycetes; Eurotiales; Aspergillaceae
Exons: 2
Coding region: 335-2845 (836 amino acids)
Source: RefSeq, a predicted model, not a curated record